Emiliania huxleyi CCMP1516 is the source of this 1872-nucleotide messenger RNA. RefSeq lists its product as hypothetical. The record is from RefSeq and is a predicted model, not a curated record. The transcript has 2 exons. NCBI's taxonomy places the organism in Eukaryota, Haptophyta, Isochrysidales, Noelaerhabdaceae. Bases 1 to 1872 code for a protein of 623 amino acids.
AUGUUCGCAACGCCGCCGCCCGACUGCGUUGCUCGCGCGGAGGGCGCGCUCGUGCUGCACGUCGACAACUUCACGUCUGUCCAGGCCGCGCUCGACGCCGCUGCCGCGAGCGCGCGAGCGCACGCGGCGAACACUGCGCUCUUGUUUGCUUUGCGCGAGUACCGGCUCGGUAGCUCAGGCACUGCUGGCAGCAGCGUGCUGAGCGUAUCCAACGUUGCAAAUUUGCGCAUCGACGGCUGCGGAGCGACGGUUGUAGUGACAACGCCGGUUGCUGGAUUCUUGCGCGUCACAAACGCCACGCGCCUUCUCGUGAGCAACCUGACGAUUGACUAUGAGCCUCUGCCGAUGACUCAGGGACGCGUGGUCGCGGUGCGCUCGCCGCUGCGCUACUCGCUCAAGAUCGACAACGGCUUUCCGAUGCUGAGCAACCCAUACUUUGUCGCGUCUGGCGCGUACCGGGCCGAGCGCUGGGCCCUGGUCAAGGAUCGUGCGGCGCCGACGCGGCACAAGGAGGGCACUCUCAACCUGCACGUCGUCGCCAACUGGACGGAUCGCGGCGGCGGCGUCUUUGACGUGACGCUCUGCUCUCCCCUCGAGCUCAGCAGGACGUGCACUUCACGCCUCGGCGCCGGCGCGGUGCCUCCGCCACUCGAGUCGCGAGAUGAUGCCGUCGUCCCUCCAGAGGUCGGCGACCCAAUCGUGCACCUUGCGCGCUACUACGAGUCGCCAACGUUCGGCCUGAGCCUGUGCGGCGAGUGCGCGUUCGAGGGCGUGAGCAUCCACGCGUCGCCCGGCGCGUCGUUCGUGGCGGAGGGCUCGAGCGCCCUCGUCGUGCGCGACGCAACAGUCGCGCCUGCGCCAGGGCGCUACCACAGCACCAAUGCGGACGGCGUGUUCGUUUUGGACGCGCGCGUCGGGCCCACCGUCCACGGCUCACGGCUCGUGGCCAUUGGCGACGACGGGAUCAUCGUCAAGACGCGCAGCGGCGUAUGCACGCGGCAGGUCGGUGAGUCGUACACGCUGAGCGGCAUCGGCCUUCCGCGCCCAGGCGACGUGAUGCGCGUGUGGACUCCCACGGCCACGAGCGGGUUGCCCGCCGCGAGUGCCACCGUGCUUUCCGCGGCAGGCCCGGCGUCCGCGCCGACCGUCAGCUUCGCCGAACCGCUCGAUGGCAUCGCCUGCGACGCGACGAGCUUGUGGGCGAAUGACAACCUCACCGGUCCGGGCUUCCGCAUCGCUGACAGCACGAUCGCGUCACGCCGCUUCGGCGUGCUGUGCAUGGCGCGCGACGGCGUCAUCGAGCACAACGCCUUCGUCGACAACCCGGCUGCUGCCGUGCUGCUGAUCAACGACGACGACUACGACGACCCCAAGGAGGCGCGCAUGGGAUGGAUGCCGCGCAACGUCACCAUCGUGCACAACGCCUUCGUGAACAACAGCCGCUGCGCUACAGACCCGUGGCAUACUGGCACCGCUCCGUCACUGCUCGGGGUGGUCGCCACAGCCGUCGUCGGGCCGCAUGCAGGGCAGCCCGCGCCCUUCCGCCGCCUCACGUAUCGUGGCGUCCGCAGAGUCACCGUUGCGGACAAUCGCUUCGACGGCUGGUUCCGUGGCCUGGCCAUCUCUGUCGGCAACGCGGCCAGCGCGGCAGUGCGCGACAACACGAUUGCCAACCCGCCCACAUCGUCGUCCGGCGUGCCUCUCGGCGCGGCAGUGGCCGUCUGCGAGGCUGAUGGCGUCGCGAUCGACGGCAACGCGCUCGUAGGGCGAUGGAGCAGCGUCGCCGCCGCCGUCAGCGUCGAUGCGCGAUCGACGAGCCGCGUGGAAGAGGCAAAUCAAUAUGUAGAUCCGAUAGCCCCAACCUAUCGGUAG